AUAACGGGAUGAAAGAGUCGACGCCGAUGGGUAGCUACACAACGAAGCUAACGGCAGACCAGAUCGCAGCGAGACAGACGUGGCCCAAAAAACUGCCGACGUUCUCAGGCACACCAAGGGACUGGCCAAAAUUCUACAACAGCUACGUGGAAUCUACGGCUGCAUGUGGGUUAUCCCACGUGGAAAAUUUAGCCAGGUUGGAGGAGUGUUUGACAGGGGGAGCGCGCGAGGUUGUCGAAGGCUGGUUUGAUUCGCCGCAAUCAGUGCCGCUAAUUAUAAAAACGCUGCAACGAUUAUUUGGCAAGCCAUCGCUCGUAGCCAAAGACAUGCUAGCGAAAAUUCGCCAAGUACCAGCACCGGGACCGGAACGAUUGGAUGAGUUGAUUACUUUCGGCUUAGCGGUACAACACUUGUGUAACCAACUGAGCUCACCCGAUAGAAAGCACUACUUGUCGAACCAUGAGCUGCUAGAGGAGCUAGUUGAAAAGCUACCGGCUUCAAGACGUCUUGAGUGGGUUAGCUACAAAUUUGCCGUAAAAGAAACCCACAAAACAGAGCCCUCGCUUCAAGAAUUUGGACAGUUCAUGGAACAGCUAGUGGAAAAGGCAAGUGAGGUGACCACCUACACUCCACCUAAGUCGAAUUUCCCUCGAAUGAUGAGGAAUCAGCAACGAUCACACAUCUUUGUGCAUUCAGAAGAAGCUAUCGCCACCAGCCCGGCAACUCCUGACUCAGAAGCCCACACGUCUAAAGCCAGAGAAGAUUCCAGCGCCUACCAGUAGAAGACCGCCUGCUGACUGUGAGGAGACUAAGACUGUGCUACAACUGCUUGGGAAACCAUGGCACUAAGCCAUGCAAAUCGAGAUCCUCGUGCGAAGUCUUAGGUUGCCGUGAACGACACCAUACACUGCUACAUAACCCAAACCUUGCGCGUGCUCCUAACCCUCCGACAACGGUAGCUGAGUGUAGUGUUCAUCGAAUGAAGCAGAGACCCACUGACAUACUUUUCCGGAUCGUGCCUGUUACAGUGCACAAUGGACCAGUGAGCAUAAAAACAUUGGCGUUCCUGGAUGAAGGAUCGUCACUCACACUGGUGGAAACCGUCUUAGCUGAACGCCUCGGUUUAAAAGGAAACCCGGACCCACUGGAACUACACUGGACUUCUAACGUGACUAGAAAGGAAACUGCAUCACAACGCGUCAGCAUGGAGAUAUCAGCAAUGGGGGAUGAGCGGCGCUAUUCAAUAGCGGCCGCUCACACUGUCAACAAGCUAAGUCUUCCUCUAUAUAACAAAAAAUGCAACACACUGAUAAGUACACUUAACUAUUUACAGGAUGUCCCGCUCCACACCUACGACGAUCCGAUGCCUCAACUGCUGAUCGGACUAGCUGAUGUAAAUCUAAUCCAACCCCUGGAAACGCGUUCAGGACACCCCGGCGAACCUAUUGCUGUGCGCUGCGCGUUAGGUUGGGCUAUUUACGGACCGUACAAUACAACCACCGAAACGAAUCAGGGGAAUGCAUUCCUUAAUGUUCAUCACGGCGAAGCUACCAACGACGAUGCCGAUAGCGAAAAACCCUGCGACUACGAGUUGAACGAGACAAUGAGAAAAUACUUUGCCUUAGAAGAAAGUCCAGUAAGCUCAUUCAACAAAUUCCUGCCUGAACCAGAAGAUUUGCAAAGAGCUAAAGCGAUGCUAGAAGCUACCACAACAAAAAUCGACGGUCGAUAUACAACAGGCCUGUUGUGGAAAAACGAUAUAGUGGAUUUCCCAGACAGCAAACCGAUGGCUUUAGCUCGACUGCGUGCUCUCGAGAAAAAGUUGGAGAGGGAUCCAGACCUAAAAGAAAAUGUACACGAUCAGAUGCGAGCGUAUAUAAAAAAUGGUUAUGCCCACCAAGCAGACGAGACAGAACUAUCUUCUGCCUGCCAAGGGAGAACUUGGUACUUACCACUAAAUGUAGUCGGCCACCCUCAAAAACCUGAAAAGAAACGAUUGGUAUGGGACGCAGCAGCCAAAGUGAAUGGAGUGUCCCUCAACUCGCAAUUGUUGAAAGGACCAGAUCUCCUGGUGCAGUUACCUGCAGUCCUUUGUAAGUUUCGCCAAAGAAAAAUAGCUUUCGGGGGAGACAUUGAAAAAAUGUUUCAUCAAAUUCGCAUCAGAAAAGAGGACACUCACUCACAAAGAUUCCUCUUUAGGUUCAACAAAAAUGAAUCGCCUAAAGUGUUCAUAAUGGACGUAGCAACUUUCGGAGCCACCUGCUCGCCAUGCUCAGCCCAAUAUGUGAUGCGCAAAAAUGCAGAAGAGCAUACAAAAGAGUUUCCAGAAGCGUCGGCUGCCAUUAUUAAUAACACAUAUAUGGACGACUACUAUGAUAGUUGCGAUACGAUAGAAGAAGCUAUACAACGGGUGAAAGAGGUGAAAAAUAUACACGGGCAAGCUGGGUUCAACAUGCGAAAUUGGGUGAGCAACCAACCGUCUGUCCUUCCAAGUUUAGGAGAAUCGGCUAGCGAUAAGAACAAGAAGAUUAACCUUUGUGAAGAGACAAAACACCCACGUGUGCUAGGUAUACUAUGGGACCCGUCUACAGAUACAUUACAAUUCUCGGCAAGUUGGCAUAACGAUCUGAAACCAUAUAUCGAUGGAAUAAAGAAACCAACAAAGCGAAUAGUCUUGAGAGCAAUCAUGAGCCUGUUCGACCCGUUGGGAUUAGUGGCACCAGUACUAAUCCACGGUAGAAUGAUGAUGCAAGACCUAUGGCGCGAUAAUUUAGGGUGGGAUGACGAAUUGAAUGAUGCACAACAACACACCUUCAAACGGUGGACGGGUUUACUUCCCGGAAUACAAAGGGUGAAAAUCCCUCGAUGGUAUUUCAGAGGUGCUGCACCGAAUGCGGACAAUGUGGUACAAUUGCACAUAUUUACAGACGCUAGCGAACUGGGUUACGGUUGUGCCGCUUACUUUCGAAUGCAAACAGCCGAUGGCGUACAUUGUGCAUUGAUAAUGGCACGAAGCAAAGUAGCCCCGCUACAACACUUAACCAUCCCGAAAUUAGAGCUCCAAGCGGCAUUGCUAGGAGCUAGGUUGAAACGCACGAUAUGUGACAGCCAUGACAUUAAAAUUGACGCCACGUACUUUCACACAGACUCAGAGGUGGUACUGUCAUGGAUCCGAACACCAACUCGCGAACUAAAACAAUUUGUGGCAUGCCGGGUAGGCGAAAUUCUAUCACUGUCUGACCCAAAAGAUUGGCGACAUGUCCCAAGCAAAGAAAAUCCUGCCGAUUGCCUCACUAAAUGGUGCAAAGACACAGAUAUCGAACAGCACGGCAGAUGGUUGAACGGACCGCCUUUCUUGUAUCUACCUGAGAGCAAUUGGCCCGAACAGAAACCUAUAAAGGACACGAAUGCAGAACGCAAAACGUGUUACCUAGCACACCACUCAGAGCUACAACCACCCAUUUUUGUAGACAUUUCACGAUUUUCCCGUUGGAAAAUCCUACUUCGAACCGUAGCACUGCUUUGGCGUUUUGAUACCAACUGCAAACGUAAAGCAGAGGGGUUGCCAAUACAAACAAUUAAAGCUACUAAAAUCCAAGCAAAGCACAUCAAACAUACACUAUUGGCCGAACAGGCACCAAUUUCGGAAUCAGAGUUACAAAAGGCCGAACGAUUCCUAUUGAGCAUGGCCCAAAGAGAGGCGUAUGAAAAAGAAGUGCAAGUAUUGACAGCAAAGCCAAGCGCUGAAAAACAACCCCAUUUAGAACGUAGCAGUGCUCUUCAUAACUUAAACCCGUUCGCAGACGAAUUUGGAAUAUUACGAAUCGACGGACGAAUAGCCAGAGCAAACCAUAUUCCCUAUGAUGCACGGUACCCUAUAAUCCUACCAAAAACACACAAUAUAACCGCCCUGAUCCUAAAAGACUACCACGAUCGUUUUGGCCACGCCAACAGUGAGACCGUAGUUAAUGAAAUAAGGCAACGCUUUUAUAUCAAAAACCUUCGAUCAUGCGUAGCAAAAACUAAGAAACAUUGUCAACGAUGUAAAAUUAAAACAGCCCAACCCGUAACCCCUCGCAUGGCCCCGAUACCAGAAGAAAGACUUACACCCUAUAUUCGCCCAUUCUGCAGUGUCGGCAUAGACUAUUUGGGACCUCUAGACGUUGUGAAUGCAAGACGGUCAGAAAAGCGUUAUGUGGCAGUAUUCACAUGCUUAGUAACACGAGCAGUACAUUUGGAGGUGGCACAUAGCCUGUCCACGGAGUCCUGCAUCAUGGCAAUAAGACGUUUCGUGAAUCGUAGAGGGCCACCAAAAGAAAUAUUUUCAGACAACGGGACCAACUUUGUUGGAGCCAGUAAUGAGCUAACACGGCAGCUGAAAGACAUUAACUACUCAUGUGCCGAAACAUUCACCAAUACAGACACGAGAUGGGUUUUCAACCCACCGUCUGCCCCUCAUAUGGGGGGAGUUUGGGAACGGAUGGUUCGCAGCGUAAAGGAUGCAAUGCAAGCGCUUGACGAUGGGCGAAAAUUGAACGACGAGAUUUUGUUAACAGCGUUAGCAGGGGCAGAAAGCCUCAUUAACUCACGACCUCUCACCUACAUGCCCCAAAGCAAUUCUAACGUAGAGGCGAUCACACCGAACCACUUCUUGCUGGGCAGUUCCUAUGGCAAAAAGCAGCAACUGGGGGAAUGUCCAGACUUAGCGGAAACGCUUCGAAGCAGCUACAAGAGAGCCUCCGCGCUGACGGAUGCAUUUUGGGAUCGGUGGCUCAAAGAGUAUUUGCCCACCAAACACACGCGAUCAAAGUGGCACGACGACACCAGCCGGUUGAACGUGAACGAUUUGGUGUUUAUUGCAGAGGGUCCAAGAAAGAGUUGGUUGAGGGCGAUAGUUGAAGAGGUGAUUCCCGGUAGGGAUGGCAGGGUACGUCAAGCCAUCGUGCGGACCGCACAAGGAAAAAGGCUAAAAAGACCAGUUGUGAGAUUAGCGGUACUGAACGUUGAAGUUUAAGAAAAGAUAACUUAUCACCGAGUCCACGGAAUAGUACUUUAGUUGUAGGCCUACUAGUUCACUCGCGAAAAACGUGCUUAAAUCUUGUAAAUCCCUUAAACGAACGCACAGGAUUGACGGGGUCGGGUGUUGACACGUUUUGGCACGCGGUAUGAUGUAAACAAACACCUGUCAGCGAACGGAUUGAAGCGAACGGAUUAACCGGAGCGAUUCCACCACCAAGCGCAGAUUGGCGCUAGCGUACGAUCAGGAGAUUAGGCCGUGAUAAGAGCGAGAUGACUAGCGCUUCAUGCUAAGGUCGCAAACCUUAGCGAAAGGGUCAAAGAAGGUCGAGUUUGGCGCAAUUAGCAGCAAGGAGUUAGAAAGCAAACACGAGAGAGACCGGACAAAUUUUUAAGCGUGCGCAUUAAGAUCGAAUCGCCGUUGUUGAAAAUUAUCGGAAAUAAAUUUAUUGUUACUAAAGUAA
This is a messenger RNA of Anopheles arabiensis, 5480 nucleotides long. RefSeq lists its product as uncharacterized. Bases 980 to 5014 code for a protein of 1344 amino acids. The record is from RefSeq and is a predicted model, not a curated record. Gene Ontology annotation, molecular function: nucleic acid binding. Gene Ontology annotation, biological process: DNA integration. NCBI's taxonomy places the organism in Eukaryota, Metazoa, Arthropoda, Insecta, Diptera, Culicidae. The transcript has 2 exons.